Danaus chrysippus (African queen) is the source of this 852-nucleotide messenger RNA. NCBI's taxonomy places the organism in Eukaryota, Metazoa, Arthropoda, Insecta, Lepidoptera, Nymphalidae. The record is from the annotation of a GenBank genome assembly.
AUGGCUUCGUUUAAAUUUAAUUUUUCGGGAGAAAGUGAAGAUGAAAAUCGUGAAAAUGGAGGCGAACUUAAGGAUGUGGAAUGGCUAGAUAGUGAAGAAGUAAUACCAAAUUCAAACGUAGACGAUCUCGAUGAACUGGUUGAACAUGCGAAGAUGUUUACAUGUGGAUGUAUAGAAAUUGGUCACGUAUUAAUAGACGAUAUAUUUAAACAUAAUAUAAAUAAGAAAAAUUAUGAAAAUAUACUUAACCUUGCUGAAAAAGAACAUAGUGAUCUUGUUUCUGGCAAAUAUGAAGGAGGUCUUAAAAUUUGGGAAUGUACUUAUGACUUGGUUGAGUACUUCGAAAAUAAUCCAGAUGCAAUAAACUUCAAGGAUAUGAAAGUUUUAGAUUUGGGUUGUGGUGCCGGAAUUCUAGGAAUAUAUGCAUUUUUAAAAGGAGCAACUGUUACAUUUCAAGAUUAUAAUAAGGAAAUACUAGAAUUAUCUACGAUAACUAAUGUCCUACUUAAUAUUGAAGAAUCGGGAAGAGAUUGCGGAAUUAAGAACUUCAAGUUCUACUCAGGAGACUGGGCUUCAUUUGAUAAACUGCUAGCAUCUGAGAAGUUUGAUAUAAUUCUUACUUCAGAAACAAUUUACAAUCAGAAUAAUUAUGAAAAACUCAUUAAGUUAUUCGAGAACAGGUUAAAUGUGAAUGGUGUUGUAUAUGUUGCAGCGAAAACAUAUUACUUUGGUGUGGGCGGAGGUACAAGACAAUUUGAAACAGCCGUACAUAAAAGUAGCUUGAAAUCUGAAGUUGUAUGGAAAACGAGUAGCGGUAUACAGAGAGAAAUUAUUAAAAUAACAAAUGCUUGA